CGAUGGCAGCCCUCUGGGCCGUAAGGGACACGCCCUGGGUAAAAAUACGAAUAACCAAGAUUCAGACAGCUCUCCACGGAACAGGCCUUGAAAAAAACUACAGAGUGACAGAGUAGAAAAGACCAGAGGGUAAUGAAAUUAAGAAAGAAAGUAACUUCGAGGGUGGACGUCACUCUUCUUCCCGUACACCAUUUUGACAUUCGGAUUAAAUAAGAGGAUGGAAAUAGGAAAAAUAAAUUCAAAGAAGGAAAACGGGGAAGAACUAAGUAAGGAAGUUGGCUCUGUUUUGCGGACUUACCUUCCACAGUCCCCUUGCUCCCUCUUGCUGAAAGGAUCUAAGGAGGCCGUAUCUCUGGUAUUGGCAACAAGGUCAUCCAAUGCGAUAUGUCUAACUGUGGGGCAGCCCCUGUCCCAGGACAGCAGUGACCGAGCCCUGGAAGCACAAGACGUGUCCAGCCCGGCACCUGGCACUUGGCAGCUGCUCAGUGAGGAUUUGUUGAGUGAAUUAUGCCAGGAAAUAGACAAAGAUAACCGGGAUCUGAUGUGGCCCUCCACUGCAGAGGAAGUCACAAAUACGGUACGGCUAAGGGGCAGGGGAGGACCUGGGAGCUCCUCCCAACUCUCUACGGCCCCAGGCGCUAACAGGGGCAAAGUGGGGGAAAGGACAAGGAGCGUAGGGACAGAUGUGAUCUAAAAAUGACUGAUAAACCUUCUGUUUGAUUAACAGGUUCCACUUUCUCCACACUGAACUUUGAACUCUAAACGGCUAGGCAGCCAAAAUGACUCUGUGUUGGAAAAACAUACCAAAAGAAGGCAAUUUUGAAAUCUGAGAUUAACAUUUCAUGCUCUCACGUGCUGUGCUUGAACCACAGUCACAUCAAACACCAAACAGCGACCUUAACUUCUCAUCGACAUCCCGACGUCCCGAGCAGCAAGCAAGCGACCUGAGUCGGCCCCUUGGGCU
Molecule: messenger RNA, 964 nt
Organism: Zalophus californianus (California sea lion)
Lineage: Eukaryota; Metazoa; Chordata; Mammalia; Carnivora; Otariidae
Exons: 4
Coding region: 218-694 (158 amino acids)
Source: RefSeq, a predicted model, not a curated record